Messenger RNA from Stegastes partitus (bicolor damselfish), 1256 nucleotides. Its product is annotated as protein FAM212A-like. Gene Ontology annotation, molecular function: protein kinase binding; protein serine/threonine kinase inhibitor activity. The record is from RefSeq and is a predicted model, not a curated record. Gene Ontology annotation, cellular component: nucleus. NCBI's taxonomy places the organism in Eukaryota, Metazoa, Chordata, Actinopteri, Pomacentridae. Bases 92 to 1084 code for a protein of 330 amino acids. The transcript is spliced from 3 exons.
GGAGGGAGGAGGACGCAGGAGACACACUUCACCUCCGAUCAGCUGUUCGUCUCCGGAGUUGUUAAUCGCGCUCGGAUUUAGUUUGAACCAAAUGCAAAGCAAAAAGAACAAAGUUUUGAACUCCACUGCAAACUCUUUCUCACAAGCAAUGCUCUGUUUGGGAGAUUCCACCGACUGCCUCCGGGACCAGAUGCAGUGCAUGAUGAGGUCCCUGCAGGAUUUGAAGCAGAUCAGCAGGCCGAGGCCACUGAGCGAACCGUGCGUCCGCUCCUUCGCCGUGACGCGCCUCUGCAAACAGAGGGCACAGCAGGAGCGACUCACUCGUCUGCGUGUUUCCGAUGCCAGCGAGGCCAGCACGUACGACUCUGCCUGCUGCCUGGCCAGUCCACUGGAGGAGGAGGAGGAGGAGCAGCAGGAGCACGAACGGCUGGCACAAGGAUCCCCCAGCAGUGAGAAGAGCGUGGACUUUGACUCGGGCUACUCUGAGGCUUCUUGGCAGGAUGAAGGUGUGGUGCUGAGAAGGACCAGAAACGUUCGAGUCUCCUCUUCUGCCUGCCUUCGCACAAACAGAGGACCUUCUGGACGCAUCCGGCCCAAAUCCACCUCUGACGCUUGCCUGGAGCGCUGGACUUCAUUUGAGGCCAGCGAUCCGGAGGACUGGACGACGUCGCUGCUGAGUCGCAGCAGGAACAGACAACCCCUGGUUCUGGGGGACAACAGUUUUGCUGACCUAAUAAAGAACUGGAUGGACCUACCAGACUGUCCUGAGCCAGCAGAACUAAAGCCCAGCGCAGGCCGGCGUCUCGCCAAAGACAUUUUGGGCAACAUGCGCCGGAGGCUGGCAGGGAUGUCUAAAGGUGUGGAGAUGAGGCCGAGGCCAGCGGACGCCACCAAAGUCAACAGAGCUGCAGAGGCUCCCAAACGGCUGUCCUGUCCUGUGGGACUCCAAUCUCUCAAACCUUUCUUUCACCAGUCCCACACUGGGCUGCACCAACCGGACACUGACUUCUAUCAGUUCACCGCCCUCAUGAAGACGGGCAGUCGACAGCCCAUCAUAUGCAACGACAUCAUCGGAUACAUCUGAGUGACAGACUGAUCUUUUGCUGCCAAUUUCUAAAAAGACAAUUCUUUUUUUUCCCCCUGUUGAUUCAUCUGGAAUAAACGUUUCUUGUAUUUAAUGAAAAUGUCUUCUGCUGCUGCCAAAGAUUGAGCAGUCAAAAUGAAAUGCAAUAAAAUUCUAAAAUCUGAAUAUUCUA